AUGGCCCCUAAAGCUCCUCUCCGCCAGUUAGGGCGAUCUAUCUUUCACACGCCAAUCUCAUUUGUCCGACCCAUUGCCGGUCUUGUACGAUGCUUCUCAAACCAAGGAUCCGCACCCGCGCAGCGCCCGCGGAGCUGGACACCAACACCAUUCGUGACGGAGACUGUGGGAGGUGGCUGGCACACUUAUGAUAUCUUCUCUCGGUUAAUGAAGGAACGCAUCAUCUGCCUAAACGGCGCAGUCGACGACACCCUCUCCGCAUCGAUAGUCGCCCAACUCCUCUUCCUCGAAGCCGACAAUCCCUCAAAACCAAUACACCUCUACAUCAAUUCCCCCGGCGGCUCAGUGACUGCCGGCCUUGCAAUAUACGACACAAUGACCUACAUCGCCGCACCCGUAAGCACAAUCUGCGUCGGACAAGCAGCCUCGAUGGGCUCCUUGCUGCUUGCCGGCGGUGAAGCCGGCAAGCGCUACUGUCUCCCGCACUCGUCGAUCAUGAUCCACCAGCCGUCGGGCGGCUAUUUCGGGCAGGCGUCUGAUAUUGCGAUUCAUGCGAAGGAGAUACUGCGCGUGCGCGAACAGCUCAAUCAGAUCUAUGAGCGACAUCUUACUGGCAAGAAGAAGUUGUCGCUUGAUGAGAUUGAGAAGCUUAUGGAGAGGGAUUACUUUAUGGGUGCUAAGGAGGCGCUUGAGCUUGGUGUUGUUGAUGAGAUUCUUGAUCGGAGGGUGCAGAAGGGGGGUGCUGGGGAGGAGGAUAAGCCUCCUACUGCGUGA
This is a messenger RNA of Penicillium bovifimosum, 774 nucleotides long. RefSeq names its product ATP-dependent Clp protease proteolytic subunit. The transcript is spliced from 5 exons. Gene Ontology annotation, molecular function: ATPase binding; serine-type endopeptidase activity; ATP-dependent peptidase activity. Bases 1 to 774 code for a protein of 257 amino acids. The record is from RefSeq and is a predicted model, not a curated record. Gene Ontology annotation, cellular component: endopeptidase Clp complex. Gene Ontology annotation, biological process: protein quality control for misfolded or incompletely synthesized proteins. Lineage: Eukaryota; Fungi; Ascomycota; Eurotiomycetes; Eurotiales; Aspergillaceae.